AUGGCCAAAAAAGAGGAAGAGAAACGAGUUCAAGAUGAAGCUGAGCAGAGAGCCAAAGCUGAAGAAGAGAAGAGGGCCAGAUAUGAAGCUGAGCAGAGAGCCAAAGCUGAAGAAGAGAAGAGGACCAGAGAUGAAGCUGAGCAGAGAGCCAAAGCUGAAGAAGAGAAGAGAGCCAGAGAUGAAGCUGAGCAGAGAGCCAAAGCUGAAGAAGAGAAGAGGGCCAGAGAUGAAGCUGAGCAGAGAGCCAAAGCUGAAGAAGAAGAGGAGAGGGCUCGCGAAGCUGAGCAGAAAGCCAAAGAAGAAGAGAAGAGGGCCAGAGAUGAUGCCGGAGAUAAGCCGAAGGAUGGUGAUGGAGCUAAGACGUAG
Molecule: messenger RNA, 366 nt
Organism: Microthlaspi erraticum
Lineage: Eukaryota; Viridiplantae; Streptophyta; Magnoliopsida; Brassicales; Brassicaceae
Source: the annotation of a GenBank genome assembly